AUGAAUACUGUCACUUUUGGCACCGCAAGCGCACCAUAUCUUGCCAUCAAGUUUUUAAAGAAAGUAGCUGAUGACGAGCACCACAACUUCCCGGAAGGGGCGAAGGUUAUCCGAGAAGACAUGUAUGUUGAUGAUCUGAUUAGAAGUGCAGAUUCAAUUGAAGAGUCGAUGAAGGCGUUCGGAUCAGCUGUUUAUGUUCGUGUCUUGGAUAGCGAAGGUAAAAUCCAUACGAAUCUGCUUUUGGCAAAAACAAAAGUAGCACCCAGCCAACGAACUAUAACGCUUCCUCGCCUUGAACUCUGUGGUGCAGUUUUACUAGCACAAUUAUUGCAAUACACCAAAGAGGUUUUGGGCAUGCCCGAUAUAAAGAUGUACGCUUGGACAGAUUCCACUAUUGCUAUGGCCUGGAUACGAGCUAUGCCCGCGAAGUGA
Episyrphus balteatus (marmalade hoverfly) is the source of this 432-nucleotide messenger RNA. RefSeq lists its product as uncharacterized. The record is from RefSeq and is a predicted model, not a curated record. The transcript has a single exon. Lineage: Eukaryota; Metazoa; Arthropoda; Insecta; Diptera; Syrphidae. The coding region runs from base 1 to 432 and encodes 143 amino acids.